UGGGAGGAGCGUGUACUUUCCAGGGCUCUCAACCUGUGAAUAGAUAUCUACAAUGCCAUGAAUUGGUAUUGUAAAAAUAUCUAAACCAUGCAAAGAACUCGUUGGUGGUUGUAAUUAUUGACUUUAGGAUCAGAUUACCACGACUCUAUUCAAACCUCUCUGCUUUUACAUCAUUAGACUAUGUGACAACUACAGCACCUUCUCAACCCUAUGGUCAGCAGCACCUGAAUGAACCUCUUCUGGACCACAGAGCGGGUCAGCGCUUCCUGACCGAGGCUUUUAAAGUCAUCCUUGAGGAGGUGCUAUGUAAGGGCAUAGACGUCAACGAGAAGGUCUCACAUCCCUAAAUCAAACUGUUGACUGUCUCUAGCCUAACGUGACUGUUCUCUGCACUGUGUCAUAUUGUUAGAUGUUGUGCUGCACAGGCCUUUUGGUGUGUGAGUGGCGCGAGCCAGAGGAGUUGGCUACUCUGCUAGAUCUGGAGCUGAGAGAGAAUGGGGAGCAACAGCACCAGCUGCUGCAGAGAGUACGGGACGUGGCCAAGUACAGCGUCAAGACCAAUCAUCCGCGGUUCUUCAAUCAGCUCUUUGCAGGGGUGGACUACCAUGCCUUGACAGGACGAUUCCUUACGGAGGCUCUUAACACUAGCCAGUAUACCUAUGAAGUAGCGCCAGUGUUCGUCCUGAUGGAAGACGAGGUACUCUCCAAGCUACGUUCUCUAGUUGGGUGGGCACAGGGAGAUGGCAUCUUCUGCCCAGGCGGUACUGUGUCUAACAUGUAUGCCAUGAACCUAGCACGCUAUCGGGCCUUCCCAGAAGUUAAACUUAAGGGACAGUGGGCCCUCCCUCGACUGGCUGUCUUUACAUCUCAAGAGAGCCAUUACUCUGUGAUGAAAGCAGCUGCCUUUCAGGGUAUUGGGACAGAGAACGUGUUUAAGGUCAAAGUGGAUGAUAGGGGUUGCAUGAUUACAGAUGACCUUAGUGAGAAAAUUGAGCUGGCAAAAUCUCAAGGGGCAGUACCAUUCCUUGUCCACGCCACGUCAGGAACGACGGUACAAGGUGCCUUUGACCCCCUGGAGCCCAUCGCUGACAUCUGUGACAGACAGGGGUUAUGGAUGCAUGUUGAUGCAGCCUGGGGAGGGAGUGUUCUCUUCUCAAAGGAACACCGACAUCUCAUGAGAGGAGUUGAGAGAGCCGAUUCAGUAACUUGGAAUCCACACAAGAUGAUGCUGACUGGCUUGCAGUGUUCAGCCAUUCUGCUCAAGGACACCACGGACCUGUUGAAACGUUGCCACAGUGCAGAUGCAACAUACCUCUUCCAGCAGGACAAGUUCUAUGACAUGAGUCUGGACACAGGGGACAAGUCGAUACAGUGCGGCCGUAAGGUUGACUGCCUGAAGCUGUGGUUGAUGUGGAAAGCUGUGGGGUCACAAGGCUUGGAAGAGCGUGUGGACAGGGCUUUCGCCCAUACAAGAUAUCUGGUGGAGAAGAUGAAGAAAAGAGAGGGCUUUCAACUUAUAGGGAAGCAGCCUGAGUUUGUGAACGUGUGUUUCUGGUUCAUACCAGCCAGUCUGAGGGGAAAGGAGAACAGUCCAGACUACCAGGACAGAUUGUCAAAGGUGGCUCCGGUGAUAAAGGAGCGUAUGAUUAAGCAGGGUACUAUGAUGGUGGGCUACCAGCCUCAGGGUGGACGAGUCAACUUCUUCCGCAUGAUAGUCAUCUCUCCGCAGCUCUCCUACAAAGAUAUGACCUUCUUUCUGGAUGAGAUUGAGAGGCUAGGGAAUAAUCUGUGAUAGUCAUUUUGUUUAUAGUCUUGCAACUCCAUUUAUGUCACUGACUCCCAGAAUCUGUUUUGUGUUUUCCAACAAUAAUAUUACUUGUGUUUUUACAGUUUUGGGGAAGAUACUUUGAAAAUAUAGUUUACCAAGCUACUAAUUACUUCAAUGGAAGAAGUUAAGAUACCCUUAAGAAAAACAAUUUACUUAACUAAAGUUACAUUGAAAAAGUAGCUCACUACUACCAAACUACUUUGUGAUAAAGUACACUACCAGUCAAACUACUCAUUCAAGGGUUUUAAUACAUUGGUGUUUUGUGGGUACUAUUUAAUGAAGCUGACAGUUGAGGACUUGUGAGGCGUCUGUUUCUCAAACUAGACAUUCUAAUGUACUUGUCCUCUUGCUCAGUUGUGCACCGGGGCCUCCCACUCCUCUUUCUAUUCUGGUUAGAGCCAGUUUGCGCUGUUCUGUGAAGGGAGUAGUAUUUAACAAUUUUUUGGUUACUACAUGAUUCCAUAUGUGUUAUUUCAUAGUUUUGAUGUCGUCACUAUUACUCUACAAUGUAGAAAAUAGUAAAAAUACAGAAAAACCCUUGAAUGAGUAGGUGUGUCCAAUCUUUUGACCGGUACUAUCUAUAUAUAUAUAUAUAUUGCAUGGCCUUUAUGUCUUAUUUGGUUGUAGAACAUGAUGUAGGAGAUCCUUCUGAAAAAUACCCAUGACAGAGGCCAAGGGAACCCUGAUCAGUGCCAUGAUGCAUUGAGACAGACAGAGGAGCCCAUGGGCUGUGGGCUGCAGUGGAACUGUGUCAACAUCCUGGACACCGUUGCAUGGAAGAAGUCGCCCCUGCAUAAACAGUGAACUUGAGUGACCCAACGUGCCUGGAUUAAAGAUGGCCUUGUCUGAGAAGGGUGGAUGCUUA
Molecule: messenger RNA, 2693 nt
Organism: Salmo salar (Atlantic salmon)
Lineage: Eukaryota; Metazoa; Chordata; Actinopteri; Salmoniformes; Salmonidae
Source: RefSeq, a predicted model, not a curated record